GAAACAUCUGGAAACAUCACAGAAUACAUUGUCCUUGUUGAUAACCAAGAGAUAAAAGAAAAAAAAAUAAUUGGGUGUAAUUUAAGUUAAGGAAAAUGAGUAACGAUCCAGUUACAUGGGCCACCAGUGAAGAUGAUUCUAUAGCGUAUGUGUCUCUUACAAAACAAUUAUAUCCACAAGUUAUAGAAUUCAUUGAUGAUUCUUUCUACGCACAAGAAACUGUUUGCAAGGCUUUCGAUGUAUACAAUCAAACAGAGUGUUUUUCCGAACUCGAAGUUCUGCUUCGAAGGACCGCUGCAGAUGGCGUCUCGAUCGUUGCUGUCGACGUAGCCAGUGGCGCCGUGAUCGGAGUCGCAUUAAACAAAUUACAGGACAAGACUGACUCCGCAUUCUAUCAAGAAUUUACAAAAACUCUAAAAUAUCCAGCUUCUAGAAAACUCGCCACCUGGAUAGCCGACACCAAAACCAAGUUCGAUAUUUUCGAACAUUGUGGUGUUACCAGCCUGUUUGAGAUUAUGUUUCUCGGAGUCCUGCCGUAUUUUAAAAAGCAACAUGUAGCGAAAAAGUUGGUCCAAGUGUCAGUAGACAUUGCCAAACAGUUGAGAGCCGGCAAUAAUAUUAAAGUGUCAAUAAACAAUCAAAAGUUAAAUCUUGGAAAUCCCCCUGAUAUAGUAACUGGUAUUUUUACAUCACAAACAAAUCGGAAAAUAGCGAAAGAUUUGAAUUUCGAAGUAGGAUCGAAAAUGUAUUAUGACGAGUUCUUGUACGAUGGACAAAGUUUAGGCGAUCUAGUUAUAUCAAAAAAACCAUAUUUUACUUAUGAAUAUUUAAAACUCUAGACAACAUAUACUUAUAUAAUAUAUAUCGGGUGCGUCUCAAAAGUGGCUCACCUUUAUA
This is a messenger RNA of Sitophilus oryzae (rice weevil), 897 nucleotides long. RefSeq lists its product as uncharacterized. Gene Ontology annotation, molecular function: N-acetyltransferase activity. The record is from RefSeq and is a predicted model, not a curated record. Bases 96 to 839 code for a protein of 247 amino acids. The transcript has 3 exons. NCBI's taxonomy places the organism in Eukaryota, Metazoa, Arthropoda, Insecta, Coleoptera, Curculionidae.